UCAAGAUCUCUCAAAAUGGCACCAAAGGUAGCCGGCAAGAAGGGCGAAAAGCGAGCUGGUAAGGCAAAGAGCGCCGCCGAAGGAGGAAAAGGUAAAAGAACUCGAAAGCGGAAGGAAAGCUAUGCCAUUUACAUUUACAAAGUCCUCAAGCAAGUUCACCCAGACACGGGAAUCUCUAGCAAAGCAAUGGGCAUCAUGAACUCUUUCGUGAACGAUAUUUUUGAACGGAUCGCCACAGAAGCUUCAAGACUGGCCCACUACAACAAGAAAUCGACCAUCAGCUCUCGCGAAAUUCAGACCGCAAUCAGGCUGCUUCUUCCCGGUGAACUGGCUAAACACGCUGUCAGUGAAGGAACCAAAGCCGUAACUAAGUACACGAGCAGCAAGUAAUUUACGAAAUCUGUUUGAAUUACGUGGGCCUCAAAGUCCAGAAAACCCAGAACGAUUCAAUAGAAUUGUGUUAGCGUGAUUGGAGGAUUGGAAUUGUUAUCGAUAGUAGCACGAGACUUGAUCGAGUUGCCCUCAACAAAGGCGCAAAAAAGUUGACAUUUUUAUCAAUUUUUACGUUCAAUUAACACGAUAAACUUAAAUCAUAGUCAUUUUUUAUGAGAAUUUGACCUGUUAUCUCAUUUCUCCAUGAAAUUUUUUUUCAUAUACAUGCUAGUUCAGAUGCCAAAUCUUAGCUGAUUGAUUUCACAGCCUGUCUUUGUCUUUGUGAAGUCCUAUAGCUUUCCUUGUUUUUAUUUUCCAGACGGAAGUGAACUGCAGUUUAAUAUUGUGUUUCAAUCAAAGUUAGGAUACAUGCAAUUGUUGUACGAGUCAGACUCUAAUAAAUUUGAUAUUCAGAUGUUGUCAGACCAACUGAGGUACAAUGUUGACCGAGUCAUGUUAAAAUGAUUUAUGUCGACGUGAUUAAUGUUUCCCAGUAAUCAAUUAUUAAACAAAUAAAGUGGGCAGAUGGAGUGAUUCUGUGAA
Molecule: messenger RNA, 975 nt
Organism: Pocillopora verrucosa
Lineage: Eukaryota; Metazoa; Cnidaria; Anthozoa; Scleractinia; Pocilloporidae
Product: histone H2B-like
Cellular component (GO): nucleosome
Molecular function (GO): DNA binding; structural constituent of chromatin; protein heterodimerization activity
Source: RefSeq, a predicted model, not a curated record